Molecule: messenger RNA, 747 nt
Organism: Spodoptera littoralis (African cotton leafworm)
Lineage: Eukaryota; Metazoa; Arthropoda; Insecta; Lepidoptera; Noctuidae
Source: the annotation of a GenBank genome assembly
AUGUACACCAAGGUCGUAGUAUUCUUGUGCGCGGCGAGCCUCGCCUCCGCUGGCCACCUCCUCGAGGCUGCAGCCCCUGUGGCAUACAGCUCAGCGCCCGCCGUCUCCUCCGUGUCGUUCUCCUCUCACACCUCGCACGCUCCCGUCGCCACAUACGCCGCCGCUCCCGUCGUCGCCAAGGCCUACGCCGCCCCCGCCUACGCCACCUACGAAGCUGCUCCCGUCGUAGCUAAGAGCUACGCCGCUCCCGCCUACACUACCUACGCUGCUGCCCCCGUUGUAACUAAGAGCUACGCUGCUCCCGCUGUAGAGGCCUACUCUGCUCCAGUGUACGCCAAGUCCAUUGCGCCAGCUGUCUCUUACUCCUCAUACUCCAGCCACUCUGCUCCUCUGACCUACGCCGCGGCUGCUCCCGUCGUCACCAAGACCUACGCCACUCCUGCUUACACCACAUACGCCGCCGCUCCCGUUGUAGCUAAGGCUGUUGCCCCAGCAGUGUCUUACUCUUCUUACUCGGCUCACUCAGCACCUGUGGCCUACGCUGCCGCUCCCGUCGUUGCUAAGACCUACGCCGCCCCCGCUGUCACCACCUACGCCGCCGCUCCCGUGGUAGCUAAGGCCUACGCCGCCCCAGCAGUCGCCACUUACGCCGCUGCUCCCGUCCUGAAAUCCGCUGUAACCUAUUCUGCUGCACCUGCUGUUUCCCACGUCACUUACGCUGGUUUGGGAGCCAACUACGGAUGGUAA